AUGCAAGAGUGUACGUACGAUAUAACAUCCUUUAAAUUAAAACAUCUAGGCCGAGAAGUUCUCGAUGAUGCCCUUGCCGUUGACGAGCUCCUGGAGGAAGAAGCCAGCGACCGCGAUCAUGGCGAGGCGGCCGUUCUGGAGCUCCUUGGUAGCCAUCUCGGCGAAUUCCUUCGGGUCCGAGGGCUUGAGGCCGGCCGGGUCGAAGCCGAUGUCGCCGGGGUAGUACUUGUCCUCGAGGCGGCGGAACGGCGUGUCAUCCGGAAGGUUGGCGAGCGGGCCGUCCGCCGGGUUCGAGCCCGCCGGCGCCGUCCAGCCCGCGAGCGAGCGCGAGAUCUCGGCGAAGCCGAUGCCAAGCACGAGGAUCUCGAAGAAGAUGGGCACCUCGGCGCGGACCUCGUCGAGGUGGCGGAUGGCCGGGCCGAUGUCCUUGUCGCCGAGGCGGAAGAGGGGGUGGAACGACUCCUGCACGAGGAAGCCCAGCGACGCGAGCAUCGACACGCGGCCGUGCGUGACCUCGGCCUCGCGGAGCAUCUUCAGCUCCGCGACGGACUUGCCCUCCGUGAAGCCCGCGGGGUCGAAGUUGCCCAUGGGCGGCAGCGCGCCCGGGAGGCCCGCCAUGAAUUUCGACUCGUCGGCCGUCCAGCCCUGCGCGCGGUGGUUCGUGAGAGUCGGCGUCGCCGCGACGCGCGCGGUGGCUCGUGAGUCGCGGCCGGCACCGCGCGUCGACGGCGUACCCGCGUGCAACCGCUGGGGGACGUCGAGUGAGGCGUGGGUGCAACGCGACUUGACCGAGACGGUCGCCGCGAAUUAUCAUGUUGAUGCAUUAUCAGACGCCGCUGCAAUUACGUUCACCGUCGGGUACUUCGGCGCCUCCGGCUCCUCCUCAAUGGCGGCCGCGCGCAGCGCCUUGCCCGUAGCAGGGUGCUGCGGCGCCACAAAAGCGGCAGCACCAGUGAGGGCGAGAGCGACGAUAACAGACCUGCGAAUCGGUUGCGCAUAAGCAUGCUGCAUGCAAUGAUGUAUUCUGCACGGCUCGCGCACUGCAUGGUUGUUAACUGUGUGUGUGAUGACGAGGAGCCGAUUUUACUGCCAGCAUCAGCA
This is a messenger RNA of Pelagomonas calceolata, 1101 nucleotides long. Lineage: Eukaryota; Pelagophyceae; Pelagomonadales; Pelagomonadaceae. The record is from the annotation of a GenBank genome assembly.